Aspergillus puulaauensis is the source of this 1401-nucleotide messenger RNA. It is a transcript of the gene rrp3, whose product is annotated as RNA-dependent ATPase RRP3. Bases 1 to 1401 code for a protein of 466 amino acids. The record is from RefSeq and is a predicted model, not a curated record. Gene Ontology annotation, molecular function: RNA helicase activity; nucleic acid binding; ATP binding. NCBI's taxonomy places the organism in Eukaryota, Fungi, Ascomycota, Eurotiomycetes, Eurotiales, Aspergillaceae. The transcript has 2 exons.
AUGUCGGCACUAAAAAGGCGCAAGGUUACCCAGAAACAACAGGAGCGCGAUAGCGACUCCGAUGCCGAGUCGACCAGCUCUCGCGAAUCCGUCAAGGAUGACCAACAGACCUCCGGCGAAGAACCAGAGACGGCUAAAACCUUUCAAGAGCUAGGAAUCAUUGAGCAGCUAUGUGAGGCCUGUGAGACUAUGGGCUACAAGGCCCCGACUCCCAUUCAGUCGCAGGCAAUUCCACUAGCACUUGAAGGUCGUGAUGUGAUCGGUCUUGCGGAAACAGGAAGUGGGAAGACGGCCGCCUUUGCCCUCCCAAUGCUCCAAUCUCUUAUGGAAUCGCCCCAGACGCUUUUUGGUCUCGUUCUCGCGCCCACUCGAGAGCUCGCAUAUCAAAUAUCCCAAUCCUUCGAGAACUUAGGUUCAACAAUCGGAGUCCGCUGUGCCGUUAUCGUCGGAGGCAUGGACAUGGUAUCCCAGUCCAUCGCACUCGGAAAAAAGCCUCACAUCAUUGUCGCAACGCCGGGUCGACUCAUAGAUCACCUGGAAAAUACAAAAGGCUUCUCCCUCCGAAAUCUCAAAUACCUCGCCAUCGACGAAGCAGAUCGUCUCCUAGACAUGGACUUCGGCGAGUCGAUCGAUAAAAUCCUCAAAGUCCUUCCCAAAGAAUCCCGCCAUACUUAUCUAUACUCUGCGACGUUAAGCUCCAAAGUCGAGUCCCUACAACGCGCAUCGCUCUCCAACCCCGUCCGCGUUUCCGUCUCAAGCAAAUACCAAACCGUCUCUACCCUAAAGUCAUCUUACAUCUGCAUUCCGCACAAGCACAAGAAUCUGUAUCUUGUAUACCUGCUCAACGAAUUUGCCGGAAAGUCGGCUAUCAUCUUUACGACAACCGUUCAUGAAACCCAGCGUGUGGCCUUCAUGCUCCGAGCUCUAGGCUUCGGCGCAAUCCCCCUCCACGGCCAACUCUCCCAGUCCGCGCGUCUGGGCGCCCUAGGAAAAUUCCGCUCUCGCAGCCGUGACAUCUUGGUUGCGACAGAUGUCGCCGCCCGUGGUCUCGAUAUCCCCUCUGUCGAUGUUGUAUUUAACUUCGAUCUGCCGAUGGACAGCAAGACAUAUAUUCACCGUGUUGGCCGUACAGCGCGUGCAGGGAAAAGUGGUGUGGCUAUUAGCUUUGUCAGUCAAUAUGAUAUUGAAGUCUGGCUCAGAGUCGAGACUGCGCUGGGGAAGAAGCUGCCGGAGUAUGAUACUGAAAAGGAAGAAGUAAUGGUUAUAGCAGAGCGCGUUGCGGAGGCUUCACGGCAGGCCACCAUUGAGAUGAAGAGCUUUGAUGAGAAGAGGGGGGGCAGAGGGAAGAAGUUCGGUAAAGGAAAACGUUCAAGGGAUGAUAUGGAUCAGGAGGAGGGUUAA